This is a messenger RNA of Microcebus murinus (gray mouse lemur), 1905 nucleotides long. RefSeq names its product GLI pathogenesis related 2 (gene GLIPR2). Gene Ontology annotation, cellular component: extracellular region. The record is from RefSeq and is a predicted model, not a curated record. Lineage: Eukaryota; Metazoa; Chordata; Mammalia; Primates; Cheirogaleidae.
GCCGAGUGGCGCGCGGCGGACGGGAGCGCAGCGCAGCGCAGCCGCGGGGAGCCAGCAGCGCGCGGAGCCGGCCAUGGGCAAGUCAGCUUCCAAACAAUUUCAUAACGAGGUCCUGAAGGCCCACAAUGAGUACCGACAGCAGCACGGCGUCCCCCCACUGAAGCUCUGCAAGAAGCUCAACCAGGAGGCUCAGCAGUAUUCUGAGGCCCUGGCCAGCACGAGGAUCCUCAAGCACAGCCCGGAGUCCAGCCGUGGCCAGUGUGGGGAGAACCUCGCGUGGGCAUCCUACGAUCAGACAGGAAAGGAGGUGGCUGAUAGAUGGUAUGGCGAGAUCAAGAACUACAACUUCCAGCAGCCUGGCUUCACCUCGGGGACUGGACACUUCACGGCCAUGGUGUGGAAGAACACAAAGAAGAUGGGCGUGGGGAAAGCAUCUGCAAGUGACGGCUCCUCCUUCGUGGUGGCCAGAUACUUCCCAGCAGGGAAUGUCGUCAACCAGGGCUUCUUCGAAGAAAAUGUCCUGCCUCCGAAGAAGUAACUUGUCCAAAGUAAUGGGAAUGUGGAUACGAAGUGCCUAGAACAACCAAAACCCAGCUGUGUGCCUGUCCCUGUGGAUGUAUGUGCUUGUGUGUGUGACGUGCGUGAGCGUCUCUUGUACACACACUUGCACAUACAGUGCCGCGGGAGCACAUUCGUAUUAAAGGGACGAGCAUAGGAAGCAUUUACUCUGGUGGUUACCUAGACCGCAAUUGUUUGGAUUUGGGGGAGAAGUCAAUUUUUUUCUAAAUUUGGUGUUUCUAAGCCAACUUCUUUUGUACCUUUUCUUACUUCUAAUAUCCAUCCCUGGACUUUCUGUAUUCAAAAUAUUUGUUAUCUGUGAUGCUGAGAAGUGAAGUUCAUUUUAUGUGAUCUUCAUGCAUUGUAAUCUACUUUUGGUAGAUAUUUAAGAGUAUUAAACCCUCAUUUAAAUGUGACAUAAAAUACAGCUUUAAACAUGUAAAUAUAAAGCAGCUUCCACUGGAAACGUGCGGCAGGCAGGGCUCCAAUCGAUAGAAUCAUUGAGAUUCGUCAGUUGUAAAAUGUGGCUUUCUCCUGCACGCCUAAUGGGAUUGCCAAAGAACAAACAGAGAAAAGCUUUACUUCCUUGCAUUUUUCUACCUUUAAAUAGCAAAAUACCACUACCACCACCGCCUCUUUCCCCCCACCCCACUCUUCCCACUUUUUAUUAAACUUUUCUGGUGUUUCAGAGCUCAAUAUGCUGCCCCUGCUUUCUGGGGAGUUGGGCGGGGCCUGAAGCUCCCCUCCCCCACCUCCGCUAGGUGGCCCAGGCCUGCAGUGGGAGGGAGACCCUCAUACUGCCUGGGCUCCUGGCCAAGCGGCCUCAGAUGGAUGAAGUCAGAGAGUGGGGGUGAGGGUUGAGCUCACUCGAGCCCCUAGAGGAAGCCCUCCAGCCUCUGCCCUCCCCCUACUCAGGGCCGGAGCCAGGCCUGUUCCUGGCAACUGUGGCUGCAGCUGUGCUGUUGCUCCCUCCCGGAAUGUGUGACAAGCCCAAAUGUUCCAGGGAGAUGUCCCAGGCAGGGGGCUUAGAAACGCUAAUUUGGUUCAGUGUUUUGCCUCAAACUAUACUUGGUUCCCCUGAAUAGCAAUCUCACAAGGUCCAUAUGGGAGGGACCAACCCAGAUGCCAAGCCUAGUGUCCCUGACACCAUGGCAGCCCCAUCUGUCCAGACAGCAGGGGCGGGAGUGAGGGGCGGCCAGCCCCACGACAGGAGUGUGGGCAGGCCAGUCUUUGCAGCAGCGUGCUGGUGCUCGAGGUCUUUGUCGCACUGUGAACAGCCUCACACCGUUCCACUCACUUCACCUAGGGAUAUUGACUAAUAAGACAAUAAACUUUUUCUUUGUGUAA